AUGCACCCCACUCAACAAAGAUCCACCCGCAAACAGGAGAUUCAGAAGGACUUCCGCCAUCUAGCUACGAUUGGCUUCACAUCCCUGGUCAUGGGGACGUGGGAGAUCCUCCUGACUGCCAACCUGCCCGCGCUUGCCAACGGUGGCACUUCCACCCUCUUCUGGUCGAUGAUAUGGUGUUACAUCGGACAGCUCUUCGUGGUUCUGUCUCUGGCGGAGUUGAGCUCAAUGGUACCCAUGACAGGAGGCCAGUACCAGUGGGUGAGUGUGUUUGCGCCCCUGCGCUUUCAGAAGCCUUGGGCGUACUUCUCGGGCUGGCUAUGCUCCAUCGGGUGGCAGUCUAGAUUCACAGCGGAUUGCUACAUCGUGGCUGGCACCAUUCAGGCCCUCAUCGACAUCAACCACGACCUUAAGUAUGAGAAGUCUCCGUGGCACCAGGGUCUGCUGACUGUUCUGGUGGCUAUUGUCAUUUCAGCAUUCAAUGCUCUGGCGGCGGGGCACUUGUCAAUCGCCGAAGGUUUCUUCGCUGUAUGCCACGUCUUCGCCUUCGUGCCCAUUGUGGUAUCCCUCUGGGUCCUCGGCCCUGUCAACAGCGCCAGAGAGGUUCUCCUCAACUUCACCGAUCACGGAGGCGGGUGGAGACACAGAAUCAUCAUGCCGCUCGUGGGUCAGAUCAGCAGCAUGUUCGUCGUGCAGGGGAGCGAUGCUGUCGUUCACAUUGCCGACGAGGUGGACGAUGCUGGCGUCUUGAUGCCGCAAUGCAUGCUGUGGGCAUUCUUGCUCAACGUGCCCAUGACACUCAUCAUGCUGGUCACCCUCUGCUUCAACGUUGGAGACGUGGACGACGCCGUCAAUGGUAUCUUUCCACCGUUCGUGUCGAUUUUCAAAUUCUCGUUCCGCUCGGUGCAAGCAACGACAGCCUUCACCAUUGUCAUCCUAUGCCUGCUCGUCAUGAUCGCUGUCAGUACCAUGGUGGCCACAUCACGACACUUGUUCGCCUUUGGACGAGAGGUCGCCCUCUACUACCCCAGCUGGUUCAGCAAGGUCAAUGUUCGAUUCAAAGUCCCCCUCAACGCCAUCCUCAGCACGACCUUCUUCGCAACGCUUGUAGCACUGGCGACGAUGGCCUGCUCCGAGGCACUGAAUACAAUGAUCGGCCUUUCAGUUUGCUGCUUGAUGACGACCUACAUGGCGUCAAUUGGCAGCCUGAUCUGGAGACGACUUCGGCGUGAGGAGCUACUAAAAGCACGUUGGUCAUUGGGCCGCGCAGGGCUCCCCGUCACCUGUGCUGCGUUCUUGUACUGCGCCUGGUGUUUCUUCUGGUCUUUCUGGCCAAGAUUCCACAACGUGAGUGGCAACAACUUCCAGUGGACCAGUCUGUUAUUCUCUGUGGUGGUACUGCUCAUGGUGUUGUGUUACAGAGGAGGCAGGAAGAGGAAGCGGUCGUUUGAGUUUGAUGAUUCUACUUAUACUCUUCAACCUAUGCCGCUGUGGAAUGGCUCAGACUGA
This is a messenger RNA of Zasmidium cellare ATCC 36951, 1509 nucleotides long. RefSeq lists its product as uncharacterized. The coding region runs from base 1 to 1509 and encodes 502 amino acids. Gene Ontology annotation, molecular function: transmembrane transporter activity. Gene Ontology annotation, biological process: transmembrane transport. The transcript has 2 exons. Lineage: Eukaryota; Fungi; Ascomycota; Dothideomycetes; Mycosphaerellales; Mycosphaerellaceae. Gene Ontology annotation, cellular component: membrane. The record is from RefSeq and is a predicted model, not a curated record.